Drosophila santomea is the source of this 418-nucleotide messenger RNA. RefSeq names its product antifungal protein-like. Lineage: Eukaryota; Metazoa; Arthropoda; Insecta; Diptera; Drosophilidae. The record is from RefSeq and is a predicted model, not a curated record. The transcript is spliced from 2 exons. The coding region runs from base 79 to 375 and encodes 98 amino acids.
CACCGGCUAUAAAAGCCCUGCCUUUUUCAUAGAAUUAUUUAGUUCGCUUUCGACAGUGUAAAAAACCAAUCUACAAACAUGAAAUUCUUCAUUGUCUUCUUCGCCUUGAUCGCGAUGGUCUUUGCCGGUGGCUAUGGUGGACAUGGUGGACAUGGCCAGCAAGAAUUCGGACAAGGUGGACAUGGCCAGCAAGGAUUCGGACAGGGCGGACAUGGCCAGCAAGGAUUCGGACAGGGUGGACACGGCCAGCAAGGAUUUGGACAGGGCGGACACGGCCAGCAAGGAUUCCGACAAGGUGGACAUGGCCAGCAAGGAUUCGGACAGGGCCGACACGGAUUCGGACAAGGUGGACACGGUGAACGCGGACACUACUAAAAUACUGAUUAAAUAAAAAUUUAUAAACCUAAAAACCCCUAAA